AUGACUGCUAAGUCCAAAUUCAGUGCUCGCAUCAUGCACGCAAAGCUCCCUCUGAAGCUCAAAAUACCUACCACAGUAAAGAAAUAUGACGGUACAACUGAUCCGGAUGAUCACAUGUUUGACUUCGAUGCGGCUGCACGAGUAGAACAAUGGCCGAUGCCGGCAUGGUGCUUCAUGUUCGCACAAACGCUAACCGGGGCUGCUCGGGUGUGGUUUGAUGCGUUGAACGAAGGAGAAAUCAACAACUUUGAGGAAUUCAGAGGGCUAUUCCUCCAGAACUUUAGCCAACAACGACACUACUCCAAAGAAAUCACCGAAGUUCACAACAUCCAGAGAAAAGAUGGGGAAUCUUUGGAUAGCUUCAUCGACCGAUUCAAUCAAGAAAGUAUGCAGAUCAGCGGGGUAGUUGACCAGUUAAGGAUCUCUGGAUUCUGUCACGGCGUACGGAAUAACCAACUGGUCGAAAAAUUACACGAAAAUCUCCCGAAGACAAUGGAAGUACUCAUGGAGCGAGCCAGAGCUUUCGCUCAGGGGAAAAAAGCAUGUAAUCCAGCACCAGAGUCAGAUCAUAAGAUGUCCUCCUGGAAGAAAAAUGGUGGGUCUGUAUUCGAUAAAACUCCGUCCGGAAACGAUUGCUGGUCCCUAAAGCAAGAAAUAGAAAAAGCAGUGCGACCUGGUAAGCUGUCACAUUUGGUAAAAGAAGUAAAAGAAGGAAAAUCUUCAGGGAAUUCGGCAGAUAAUCCGAACAACCAACCAGCAAUCUGCAUGAUCAGAAAGGUAGAUAACCAAGGCAUUAAGCGAUCCGAUCAUCACAUGGCUGCUUGGAUGCAACAAACGAUCGCUUUCCCUCCAAUUACCCCUGGAGAAAUCCAGGACGGACCAAUCAUAGUGUCUGCGAUAAUAGCAGGCCACAAGGUCCGGAGGAUAUAUGUUGACAGCGGAAGUGCCACUGAGAUCAUGUACCAACAGUGUUUCCAACAAUUAGCUCCGCAAACCAAAGCAAAACUGAUACAAGUCUCUAUGCCAUUGGUAAGCUUCUCCGGAGAGGUGGUACAGCCAAUUGGACAGAUCACUCUACCAACAACAUUGGGAGCCGGAAACCUGGUCAGAACCGUAAACUUGACAUACCUAGCGGUGGGAGCAAGGUCCAUCCACAACGUCAUACUUGGAAGACCAGUGAUGUGCGCUUUCGGUAUUAUCAGCUGUACCAUUCAUGGGUCAUUAAAGUUUCCCACCGAAGCAGGAGUAGCAACUUUGCACUCCGAAUCAACAAUGUGCGUAGCUGAAAUACGACAAAGCAAGGGUAAUGUACAACCUCCGGCCCUCCUUACGGAGGAGUGGGCUAUACAUCCACAUUUCCCGGAACAUAAAAUUGCCGUGGGGGCCCAGCUCCCUGAGCGUACCAAAAAACGACUACGGAAACUUCUGUCUAGUUUACUUGAUGUGUUUGCAUGGCAAACUUCUGACAUGGUCGGAGUUCCCGGUGUCUGGCCGAACACAAGUUGA
This is a messenger RNA of Helianthus annuus (common sunflower), 1506 nucleotides long. RefSeq lists its product as uncharacterized. The record is from RefSeq and is a predicted model, not a curated record. Bases 1 to 1506 code for a protein of 501 amino acids. The transcript is spliced from 2 exons. Lineage: Eukaryota; Viridiplantae; Streptophyta; Magnoliopsida; Asterales; Asteraceae.